AUCGCAUUCGAACGACACUUCCCCGUCCUCGGGUACUAGUUCCGCCGCCUGGAGACGGCGCUACUAAAUCAUCGUUCCUCGAAGCCGCGAAAUAUCCGACUAGAAUCGCACAAAAAAGGAACCCAGUAGCGAAGUCUGUAAAACCCGAACUCUACUUUAUCAAUCCGCCUCACAAUGAGCCACAACAAGCCAAGACGGUUCAAAAAUCAUCAUCCCCGCCGCGGACAAUCCACCCGAGGCCAUAAAUUUAUCGGAGAGGACGAUUGUUUGCCGAUCGACCCAGCUAAUGAAGAGGAGCCAGCGGGUCCAAAAAUUCAGCUUGCCAUGUGGGAUUUUGGGCAGUGUGAUGCAAAAAGAUGUACCGGACGCAAGCUUGCACGAUUUGGCUUGCUAAAAGAUUUGCGUGUUAGCAGUGGUUUUGGAGGCAUUGUAUUAAGUCCAGUGGGAGUGAAUUGUGUCUCGAAAGAAGAUCAAAGCCUUCUUAAACAAAAAGGAUUAGCGGUUGUGGAUUGCUCAUGGGCACGCCUUGGUGAUGUUCCAUUUGUGAAGUUGCGCUGCUCUGCUCCUCGCCUAUUACCUUGGCUAGUAGCGGCAAACCCAGUAAAUUAUGGUCGACCGUGUGAGUUAUCUUGUGUGGAAGCGUUAGCAGCUGCUCUAAUCAUAUGUGGGGAACAGGAAACAGCAGACCUGUUGCUUAGCAAGUUCAAGUGGGGCCAUGCUUUUCUUUCCGUUAAUAGAGAGCUUCUAAAAAAGUACUCGGCGUGUGAGAAUAGUGCCGAUAUUAUUUCGGUCCAGAAUGCUUGGCUAUCACAACAAAGCCAGGUCCCCAAACAACUGCAUAAUGUACAAGAUGUUGCAGGUGCAGAAGAGCCAUCUGUGAGCCGAGACGACGAGGGCUCCGAUGACUCUGACGAUGGACUUCCGCCAUUGGAGAAGAAUCUGAACCACUUGAUCUUGCAAGAAGACAGUGACGAAGAAAGCGAGUAAUAAUGUUAUAAUGUCAAGGCAAAGCAUAGAUCAAACACUUCUCAACAAAGUUUUAAGGUUUUUUUUCCCCCCCCAUUAUUUUCUAUUUUGCUUUGCUUAGUAGUUAACAUAUUAAUCCAGUUGGAGUGUAGGGUAUGAUGCAUAGUUGUAAGAAAAUUUGCUACUGCCCCCUGAUCUUUUUUUUCCUUGUAUUUAUUUACUUAUUUGUUUUUCGAUA
This is a messenger RNA of Momordica charantia (bitter melon), 1204 nucleotides long. Its product is annotated as RNase L inhibitor protein-like protein. Gene Ontology annotation, molecular function: rRNA small subunit aminocarboxypropyltransferase activity. Gene Ontology annotation, biological process: maturation of SSU-rRNA. NCBI's taxonomy places the organism in Eukaryota, Viridiplantae, Streptophyta, Magnoliopsida, Cucurbitales, Cucurbitaceae. The record is from RefSeq and is a predicted model, not a curated record.